CCAGGUGGUGUAGUUUGUUUUGAUUUUCCAUCUCCACUUUUGAACGUGUUUCUCGACUUCUCCGACAUUCUUUCCAUCGACUUACCAUGAUGCGACGAGCUUUUACUGGAUCGGUUUACCAGUUCAUGUAUGGUAGGUGUCGGCAGUUCGUGCCGUCAAUCUGCCAAUUAACAGGUUUCCACACGUCAAUCGUUAACAACACCGUCAGUGCAAAGAAAUUUGUUUUCUCCAAAAGGUUUAAUGGUUUGCCUCAACACGAUAAUUUUAGUUUGGAAGUUGAAGAGCUACCAGAACUAAAAGCAGGAGAUGUUCUUUGUGAAGCCCUUUAUCUCAGUGUAGACCCUUACAUGAGACCUUACAGCCUUAGCUGGCCUCUUGGGACAACAAUGAAAGGAGGACAAGUUGCAAAAGUUGUAGAAUCCAAAAAUGACAAGUUUCCCAUUGGAUCUCUCCUGGUUGGCUAUUUGGGAUGGAGAACUCACACAGUUAUCAAUCCAGAUAUUAAAUCAAAGAAUUUCAUGGAGGAGAUCACUCAACUGCCCGAGUUGGGAUCACUGUGUCCAUCUGUCGGAUUAGGGGCCGUUGGAAUGCCAGGUAACUCUGCAUAUUUCGGGUUCCUGGAAAUUUGUAAACCCAAACCGAACGAUGUCGUGGUCGUGAGUGGAGCAGCCGGAGCAGUCGGUAGUUUAGUCGGUCAAAUAGCCAAAAUCAAGGGUUGUCGGGUGAUUGGCUUUGCUGGAACAAACGAUAAAGUCAAAUGGCUAGAGGAUGAACUGGGUUUCGAUAGGGCUUUCAACUACAAAGUGUGCGACUUGAAAAGUUCUUUGAAGGAAGCUGCUCCCAACGGUGUUGACUGUUAUUUCGAUAAUGUUGGAGGGCCAUUGAGCGUAGCUGUCCGCAGUCACAUGAAUGAUUUUGGGCGUAUUUCCGUGUGUGGUGCCAUUUCUUUGUACAAUGACACUACGCCGACUCUUGUCCCUUGCGUUGAACCCGCAAUGGUCUUUAAGCAGCUUAAGAUGGAAGGCUUUCUCAUCCACCGUUGGACUAAUCGCUUCCAAGAAGGAAUGAGUCAAAUGCUAACCUGGAUUCAGGAGGGUAAAAUCAAAAUCAAGGAAACACAUACCGAAGGAUUUGAAAAUAUGCCCCAAGCUUUUAUUGAUAUGCUGAAAGGAGGCAACCUUGGAAAAGCGAUUGUCAAAGCAUAAAUCAACACUAAACUUAAUUUUCUUUAUUCUACAAGGUCUUCCCGGACAGCUUUGGGUUAUGGAGGAGUAUAGUGAUCGAUUUAAAUAGUUUGUUAUAAGAUCUUAAUUCUAUUAAUAAAGACAUGGGAGAAAUGA
Molecule: messenger RNA, 1340 nt
Organism: Daphnia pulex (common water flea)
Lineage: Eukaryota; Metazoa; Arthropoda; Branchiopoda; Diplostraca; Daphniidae
Product: prostaglandin reductase 1-like
Exons: 10
Coding region: 87-1205 (372 amino acids)
Biological process (GO): prostaglandin metabolic process
Cellular component (GO): cytoplasm
Molecular function (GO): 2-alkenal reductase [NAD(P)H] activity; 15-oxoprostaglandin 13-reductase [NAD(P)+] activity
Source: RefSeq, a predicted model, not a curated record